AUGCAAUACGGAAUUAAAAAAGGCGGGCGUCGGCGCGGCCGCAUUGCCGCCGGCAGUUCUGCGCGGUCGACCGGCAGACUCGCGCGCUUUUUUAAUUUCCGUGUCGCGUUCGGCGCUAACCAGUUCGAGCUCACACGUUCCAGUGACAAUAUAAAAAAAUAUUCAAUCAUGCCCGAUCAAGAAGUGGAGUAUAACAAAGACCUCGUUACAAUAAAGGACUGGCUCAACAAGCAGCCACAUCUUCCUCACAAUGUCGAGGAUGUUCUUCUACGACGAUUCUUCACUAGCUGCGGCUACAGUUUGGAGCGCGCCAAGCGUACGAUAGAUUUCUUCUUCACCAUUCGCUCCACUGCCCCGGAGCUGUUCUGCAAACGUGAUCCCUGGUCGCCGGAGAUCAGACGCGUGUUUGAGAUAACAGACAUGUUGCCCCUCCCCAACAAGACGAAGGAGAACUACAAAGUGUUCAUCUACCGCUUGAACAACCCAGAGCUGGAUCUGUUCAACUUUGUGGAUGCUGUUAAGACGUUCUUCAUGCUCGCCGACACCAGGCUGACGGAGGAGGACGAGAUACCGUCCGGGGAGAUACCGAUAUUCGACUCCGCAAACGUCAGUCUCAAGUUCAUCGGCAAGGUCAACCUGUCGACGCUGAGGAAGUACAUGCUGUAUACGCAGGAGGCGAUCCCGAUCAGGUUGAAGCAAGUGCAUGUGAUCAACGCACCAGCGUAUAUAAGCAAGAUAUAUGCCCUAUGCAAACCAUUCCUCAAGUCAGAGGUCGCUAAAUUGGUAAAAUUCCACGAGCCAAAUUCGACCACACUAUAUAAGGACGUGCCACAAGACUUGCUGCCAGAGGAAUACGGCGGUAAGGCCGGCACAGUGGACCAGAUUAAGCGGUACUGGAUUAAGAGGAUUGAAGCUAAAAGGGAUUGGUUCCUCGAGAACGAUAAGAAUUGGGCCGUCGAAGAAGCGCUGAGACCGUCAAACUGUCAAGACGAACGGACGAACCAAGUACGGGACCUUCCUGGCUCAUUCCGUUCGCUGGCUUUAGAU
Molecule: messenger RNA, 1047 nt
Organism: Iphiclides podalirius (scarce swallowtail)
Lineage: Eukaryota; Metazoa; Arthropoda; Insecta; Lepidoptera; Papilionidae
Source: the annotation of a GenBank genome assembly